AUGAACUCUACCUUGAUUACCCCAGACCAUUUGAAGGCUCGUCUAGCUGAAGCCAUGCCAGAACUUUAUACUGCUAUUGUCACUGAUACUUCUGGUGGUUGUGGACAAUCUUUCACAUUGGUUGUUGUUUCAAAUGCAUUUGUUGGGUUGAAUAGAAUCCAACGUUCUAGAUUGGUCAACCAAGCAUUAAGUGCUGAAAUUGCUGAAAUCCAUGCCUUUUCAUGUAAAUGCUUUUCUGAAGAUGAAUGGGCCAAGCAAGUUGUAUGA
Messenger RNA from Henningerozyma blattae CBS 6284, 267 nucleotides. It is a transcript of the gene BOL2, whose product is annotated as Bol2p. Gene Ontology annotation, molecular function: 2 iron, 2 sulfur cluster binding. NCBI's taxonomy places the organism in Eukaryota, Fungi, Ascomycota, Saccharomycetes, Saccharomycetales, Saccharomycetaceae. Gene Ontology annotation, biological process: intracellular iron ion homeostasis. The transcript has a single exon. Bases 1 to 267 code for a protein of 88 amino acids. Gene Ontology annotation, cellular component: cytosol; nucleus. The record is from RefSeq and is a predicted model, not a curated record.